AGAGGGAGAGGGAGAGGAGGAAAAAAAAAGGCAGACUGGACAGUUGUUGUGCAGAAGGAGCUGUGUGCUAUUAUCGCCCAGGCUGCCGUAGCUCUUCCUCCCAGAGCGCACUCCAGGCUUUUUAAUGAAAUGUACAUAAAACGUGAAUUGUUUCCCGAUUCAGUGAAGAGUGCAGCUGAAGAAGAAGAGGAGUGGUCAGGGACGGAGUGGAUCAGUAUGCACUUUUAGGUUUAGACAUCGCCUUGAACGCAGCAACAUCGCACAGCAGCCUCAAGUGCGUUUAAUCUCCGAAGUUGUGUCAAGCGGGGGAUGAUUUGCAUCUGAUUGUUGCUCAACUAUCCGGAGAGGACUGCAGACGGGCAAAUCGCUGCAUUGUGGCAACCGAGACGCUGAUUCCUGCCCGAGGAUUGCACAAGCCGUUCUCCCAAAAUGUCAUCUCAUGCGAAAGUCAAGAAGGACAAAGAGAUUAUUGCCGAGUAUGAGACCCAAGUGAAAGAGAUCCGUAACCAGCUGGUAGAGCAGUUCCGUUGUCUGGAGCAGCAGUCUGAGUCCCGGCUGCAGCUGCUGCAGGACCUGCAGGAGUUCUUCCGUCGAAAGGCCGAGCUCCAGCUUGAGUACUCCAGAGGCCUUGACAAACUGGCCGAGCGCUACUCUGCCAAGAUCCGCACCUCCAGAGAGCACCAUCACUUCAAAAAGGACCAGAAUCUCCUGUCCACUGUGAACUGCUGGUAUUUGGUCUUGGAUCAGACCAGGCGGGAGAGCAGAGACCACGCCACUCUCAGCGACAUCUACAACAACAACGUCAUUGUCCGUCUGGCACACGUGGGCGAGGAUGUCAUCAGACUCUUCAAAAAGAGCAAAGACAUUGGGGUGCAGAUGCACGAGGAGUUGGUGAAAGUCACCAAUGAGCUCUACACUGUGAUGAAGACGUAUCACAUGUACCACACUGAGAGUCUCAGUGCUGAGAGCAAGCUGAAGGAGGCAGAGAAACAGGAGGAGAAGCACAUUGGCAAGGCCAACGACAUUGGUUCCAGCCUGCUGCGGUAUGGCCAGGACGAACGUCCACCGCGACGGAGCUCCGUCAAGAAGAUGGAGAAAAUGAAGGAGAAGAGACAAGCCAAGUACUCUGAAAACAAGCUGAAAUGCACUAAAGCCCGGAAUGACUAUCUUCUCAAUCUGGCAGCUACCAAUGCCCUGGUGGCCAAAUACUAUAUCCAUGACGUCUCAGACAUGAUAGAUUGUUGUGACUUAGGUUUCCAUGCAAGCCUGGCCCGCACCUUGAGAACCUACCUGUCUGCAGAGUAUAGUCUGGAGACUUCUCGCCACGAGGGCUUAGACUUGCUGGAAGGAGCAGUAGAUGCGAUGGACAUCAGAGGAGACAAGUUGAAGUUUAUGGACAUGCACAGCCAGAUCUUCUGUCCUCCAGCACGCUUUGAAUGUCAGCCUCACAUGGGGGAUGAGGUGUGUCAGGUGAGCGCGCAGCAGCCUGUCCAGACAGAGCUCUUGAUGCGUUACCACCAGCUGCAGUCUCGCUUGGCCACGCUUAAGAUAGAGAAUGAAGAGGUGAGGAAGACUCUUGACGCCACCAUGCAGACCCUUCAGGAUAUGCUCACAGUGGAGGACUUUGAUGUUUCGGAGGCCUUCCAGCACAGCCAAUCCACAGAGUCGGUCAAAUCAGCUUCCUCUGACUCCUACAUGAGCAAGGCAAACAUCGUUAAGAGACGAGCCAAUCAACAAGAGACUGAGGGCUUCUACUUCACUAAAUACAAGGAGUACUUGAAUGGCAGCAAUCUCAUUAUCAAACUGCAGGCCAAGCAUGACCUUCUGAAGCAGACGCUAGGAGAAGGGGAGAGGGCUGAAUAUGGAACAACAAGGCCCCCCACUCUUCCCCCUAAACCCCACAGAUUUCGGAAGUCUAGACCUCGCUCCGUUUUUAACCGUAAGCUGUUUAACGGCAAUAUGGAGGCCUUCAUUCAGGACUCAGGGCAGCCUAUACCAGUGGUGGUUGAGAGCUGUGUUCGAUACAUCAAUCUGUAUGGUCUUCAGCAGCAAGGUAUAUUUCGAGUUCCAGGCUCUCAGGUCGAAGUCAACGAUAUUAAAAAUGCAUUUGAAAGAGGAGAGGAUCCACUGGUGGAUGAUCAGGCUGAUCAUGACAUCAACUCUGUGGCAGGCGUUCUUAAGCUCUACUUCAGGGGGCUGGAAAACCCGCUGUUCCCUAAAGAGCGUUUUCUCGACCUCAUAUCCACGACGAAGCUCGACUCAGGAGCAGAAAGAGCUCAUCACCUUCAGCAGAUAAUUGUGACUCUUCAGCGGCCCGUGAUCAUCGUCAUGAGAUACCUGUUUGCGUUUCUAAAUCAUCUUUCUCAGUACAGUGAUGAGAACAUGAUGGACCCCUACAACCUGGCUAUUUGCUUUGGCCCCACAUUGAUGCCAAUACCAGAUGACCAGGACCCUGUAGCCUGCCAGGCGCAUGUUAACGAGAUCAUUAAGACCAUCAUCAUCCACCAUGAGGUCAUCUUCCCGACCCAGCGUGAGUUGGACGGACCUGUGUAUGAAAAAUGCAUGACCGGCGGGGAAGAGUACUGUGAAAGCCCCCACAGUGAGCCAGGAGCUCUUGACGAGGUAGACAAUGGUACUGGACCCAACACUAGCGAUGAAGAGCUGGAGCAGAUUGAGGCUAUCGCGAAGUUUGACUAUGUGGGCCGAACUCCGAGAGAGCUUUCCUUCAAGAAGGGAGCCUCUCUGUUGCUCUACCUGCGAGCCUCUGAGGACUGGUGGGAGGGCCGACAUAACGGCGUGGAUGGGCUGAUUCCACAUCAGUACAUUGUGGUACAAGACAUGGAUGAUGCAUUCACAGAUAGCGUUCCAAGAAGUGAUAGUGCGGCCAGCAGUGGACCACAUCAAGAUGAACGAGCCUCAUCCAGAAAUGACCGCCAAUCUCCUUGUGAACACACACCUGAGCGCCUUUUUGGAGCAGCAUUGGGAAGGGUAAGGGUGCGAUCAGAUGGAGCUGCAGGUCCGCGCCACAGGAACGGCGCUGGCAGUCACAGCCCCACGAGAGCUGCAGACCAGCCUCCUAGGGUUAUGCCUCGGCCCUGCAGCCCACACAAAAUAGCAGUUAGCAGGGGCCCAGCAGACAGUCCCGAGAAGCGACGUCUCACCACAUUUGGUAGUGCCGGCUGCGUCAACCACCCAGACAGAAAGACCUUCGUGGACAGCCACUCUCAACGAUCUUCACCCAGCACCACCCGGCACGCAAGUUUAGGGGAUCACAAAACCCUUGAGGCCGAAGCACUCGCUGAGGACAUAGAAAAAACAAUGAAUACAGCUCUCCAUGAGUUGCGCGAGCUGGAGCGACAGAAUGUAGCCAAACAUGCCCCUGAUGUUGUUUUGGACACAUUGGAGCCCCUCAAACACCCCGGUGGAGCCCAGGAUCCGCCCGGCAGCCCUCUCCACACCAUGGUGAUCAGGGAUCCGGAUGCUGCCCAGCGACGUAGCAGCAGCAGCUCCUCCUCUGAGACCAUGACUACUUUUAAACCUGCUAUAUCAGCACGUAGACCGAGCGCACCUCUAAGGCCUCCGCCUGUCAGACCCGUCCGGCCUGCUCCUGUGAUCGGACAGGGUCAGGGACCACAUCGCUCCAGCAGCUCUAGCUCCUCUGGUCUGGGCAGCCCAGGCAUCACACCCACUGACAGGGUCUUUCCUAAACCUCCCUCCCCAUCACCGUCCACCUCCUCCUCAUCCUCAGACAAACAAGGUAACAUGUAGCUCCUGUCAGUCACACGUCAACUGGCUGAAGAACACUGUGGAUACCAAGUGAUUGUGAUUACCAUCACGCCCCUGUACCUCUUUUUGACAGCAAAACAAAACAUUGACACCCGAUCUGUAUGAUGAAUAUUUACCACUAAUCUCCAAAAGUGUGGGACGGCUACUGCUGGUUUCUGACAACUGUGCGCCAUCACAUUAGCUUGUUGGUGGACAAGUCAAUGUACUGUGUUACAAUAUUACACAGAGAUUUAAAUCUAUGAAAAUAAUUAGCCACCGUGCUGAACAGCAAUGCUGGAUAAAAAAGGGAUUCACUGGAAAAAGUUUCUGUUAUCUCAUGUUAUUAGGUUACAGAAUUGCUGUGAGCUUGGACUUGUGUCUGGUUUCAUAUUACAUUAUGAGAGAAAACUUAUGGGAAUAUUUCACCGCUAAUAAUGUAGACAUCCAGUCUGUGCUGGUGGUUGAUGUAGUCUAUUAAAACUAUAACUCCUUGGGUGCCAUUUUCCUUAGAGAGCCUGUCCCACAGUGCCCGCAUAUACCAGCGAGCGUAAUGUUUUCUGCAGAUAGAAGACACUGUGGCUGUGUCUGAAAUAACUCUCUGUUUGCUAUGUAGUGCACUUUAUUAACUCUCUGCCACUUUUUCAGUGUGUGGUCUUUGAGUGGGAAAUUUACAUCCACUGGAUAUAGUGCCCUUAAAAAUCUAAUUACCAAAUGGAUGUAUAUGAGACCCGAGGCAGGGCCCCAUUCAUUCCUAUGAAAGUUGCUUAGUGGCACAUAGAGCCAAAAAAGUUCAACUACCUAGGUUUUAAAAUUACACAAAUCUUACGCAUCAUGGGGCCAAUUGAACAGGCGCACUAGAGACUUCGCUGGCCUACUAGCUAACUUUCAGAUUUAACCCUCUGCUAACUUGAACAGGGAUAAAAUGUGCGUUGGAUGAAUGUUAUUGGAACAAAUAAUUCAAAUCUUGAUCGUGAAACAAGUCAUUUUGUGGGGGGUUCUGAUACUAUAAAAAGUGUAUCCACUAAUUCACAGAUGUAUCUUGCACAAUGUAAGUCUAUGGGGGAAAAGUCUUUAUGGGCCUCUUAGCAUCACGGGAUGUAAUUCAACAGUUUGGCCAUAAUGUCAAAUUGUCUUCAAAGCCCAGCACUGUUCCUGGAGCCUUGGUGUUAAGUCUUUUCUGCUAACAAUCCAAAAAUACAAUGUGUUAAAUACAGUUGUGUGACAUUUCAUCAGGCCCCCACGACCACCGCUCAGCCUUGAAUCCAAAAACGGACCACCAUUAUAAAAGACUCAUCUGUAAAACUGUUGACAGGACUACUCGAACUGCAAGGUCAGUUCAGAAUGUUUCUAAUAUGAAUUGUUGAUCCAAGGAUGUUUUAUAUUUGUAAAACUUUCCUUGAGCCAUGAAAAGAGAUUUUAAAAUCUGUGACGUCAUCUCAAUGUAAAGUCUAUGAGCCGAGGGGGAACUUGUGGGCGGGGCCAGCAGAAGAAAUGCUCACAUUCAGUGGGCUGCAUACUCCGAAAGGAAAUCGAAUGCUACAAUAUUUUUUGGCGUAUGUGCCAAUUAAGCAGCUCUCAUUGGACUGAAAAGGCGCCAUUUUGGGGUCCUGUAUCCAGAUCUAAUAAUACAUCCAUGCGCUACACCUGUUAGUGAUGAAAAAUGAUGCUGAUCCAUAAGCUUUCUCAAUUUAUUGUCCACUAUAGAGUAAACAGUUGAGAGUUGGGAGAGAUGUGAAUGAGGGAGUGAUGGCAGACACAGCCCAUGGCUUAAUGGUAAAACCAGGGUUAGAGUUGUAUUAAGUUGCAGUACUUCUAAUGGCCACUAGAUGCUAUCUCCAAGGAAAUUACAUCUGCAUUAGAGCCACUAUUUAAAGAAGUAAAUACAUUUUAAAAAUCUGUGGCAGGUGCUUGCCACACCAAAACACCCCAUACUAAUCCAGCCUAUGGAUAUUCAUAUAUUGAUUACAAAGGGCUGAAAGCAACUCCUAGAUGGCCCCAAUAUUCACUGGGUUUGGCUAAUUUUUCUCAAAAGUUAUCAGAAUAAUUUGAAAAAUGCUACAUGCUAAUAGCUUUAAACUAAAUGGAAACAUCCUCCAUUUCUCUCUUGGAAUGCCCAAUUAUUAUUUUUUCCAAAAGAAGAACAAUAAGAAGUUCCAAACAUAAUGUCUCGGUAAAACCUACUGCAGGAUAGUGUCUUGGUUACAGUUGUAAUUGAUCAGUAGUGGCUCGUCUGACUGGGGGUGGCAGCAUCACCGGCGAAAAGCAUGGGUUCGGACCAGGUUACUGGUAGCAGUGCAGCAGCAGCACAGUCAGCAACAACCUGAGACUCUGCCUCUGUUUGUUGCAUCCCCUCAGCAGUGAACCAGGACUGUUACAUUGUGACUGAUAUUUGAUAAAUCCAUAGUGUUUGCUGCAUGUCAGGACUGGCAAGCUGUUCCAAAAUGUACUUCUUACGCAACAAAAUAAAACUUAUUUCAGUCAAAUCUAUAUUUUCCCUUCAUUCAUUAAUCUGAGAACAGGUCAAUGGAUGGCAGAGGAAGGCCGGGCUGCAGGGGCACAGUCACACAUAGGACACUUACAUUACUGUGGACAUUAUAGACAUGCCAACCUUAUAACUAAUACAAGGAAAUAAAAAUUAAAAUCCACAAAAUGUUCUUAUAAUGUAGUCAUCUCUCUAUAUAAAAAAAGAUUAGCUGUGUUACCUCAAUAAACAAGUAAAAGGUUCUCCUACAAUACAAGUGACUAAUGCACUUAUAAACACGACAGGGAACUGUGCUGCAUUUGUAGGUUCUGUGUUUUCAUUUUGAUGAAGUUGUACUAGAAACAUGAUAUAGCACAUCAGUAUCAUUGAAGCUUACAUAAUGUCUAGAUUGCACACGGUCCGCUCGGGCCGUGUGGGUGUUUAGAUGAACUUGUUUACUGUUGGUGGUGUUUGUCGUCUCUUAUAAGGAUGAUCAAUAUAUCUUUAAAGUGUAAUAGGUACAUUGGAUUGAAUAUAUACAUACUGUUAAAGGAUACUUGUAUAAAUAACAUUGUAUGAUAGGAACAGGAUAUAUUAUCAUGUCUAGUCUGUAGAUUUUUGUAACUCUUAUCCUUGCACAAACAUUAACAAAACAAUAAAUAAGUGAAACCUCAAA
This is a messenger RNA of Epinephelus lanceolatus (giant grouper), 6902 nucleotides long. Its product is annotated as SLIT-ROBO Rho GTPase-activating protein 3-like. Gene Ontology annotation, molecular function: protein binding. The record is from RefSeq and is a predicted model, not a curated record. NCBI's taxonomy places the organism in Eukaryota, Metazoa, Chordata, Actinopteri, Perciformes, Serranidae. Gene Ontology annotation, biological process: signal transduction.